Molecule: messenger RNA, 2369 nt
Organism: Ceutorhynchus assimilis (cabbage seed weevil)
Lineage: Eukaryota; Metazoa; Arthropoda; Insecta; Coleoptera; Curculionidae
Source: the annotation of a GenBank genome assembly
CAGAGCUUCUGUAAUUCCAGGCUAGGUUGGCAACACAAGCCUUUUCUACAUAAAAAAUUUGAAAGUCCUGUCACGUGACCCACGCUGGCCGCCAUUUCUUGGAAUAACAAACGACCGGGUAGGUACGUGUGUUUUUCUAGUGAAGGUUUUUGUGCAGAAGAACGGCCCAAUAAAUAGCUAAAAAUGUCUGAAGUCGACUCGUCCAAAACCAACAACGCAGUAAAAGCGGAAAAUAGUCAGAAUGACAAAACCCCCAGAGGGAGAAAAUCCAAAUCUCCCAGGGUCUCCACCAUUGACAGGGCUCGUGAGGAGAGCGAGGCCAUUACAAAGGGUUUGGAUUCCCCAGUAGAAGGUAGAAGGAUGACCAGGUCGGCCUCGAAGGGCUCGACCACCACAGCAACGCCUCCACCGCCAGCCAAGAAAGAGCGCAAGAGCCCGGCCGUGUCCACUCCCUCUGCGAGCAAAAGGGGCAGACGUCCAAAGAAAGCAGUGGAGGAAGAAAAUUCGGAGAACCAACACGAAGACAAAGACGCCACCGCUUUGGGCGAUGUUGAAGAGAAAAAUGAAAAAGAGGAAGCGUCCAAAAAUGACUCGGAAGCUUCACCGGCUGAGUCUUCAGAGGCCAAAUCUGAGGCUAUGGACACCAAUUCCCACGAAGACAAAGAGGAGAUUGCUAAUAAUAAUGCGGCAGAGUCUUCUAAAGAAUCCGAGGCUACUGAAAACGGUGCAAAAGAAGAGGACAGUGUAGAUGCUUCGGCUACCUCAGAGGACGAGAAAAAAGAGGAAGCCGCCAGUAGCACAAAUAGCGAGGAGGCGGCACCUGCCAGCGACGAACCAGCAGAAAAAGCUUCUUCCACGGAAGAAGAAAAAUCGGCAGAAUAAUUGCACCAACCACAGCCGAUUUUAUUAAAAAAAGUGUGGUAGGAAAAUGCAAUGGUAAAAUAAGGGGGUAAUAAGGGGAUUUUUAUAUAUUCAAAAUUUUUUUGACUAUUCAAUCAAAAUGGCAUUACAUAUUCUGAUGGUGUAUUACUUUAGUCUUAAGAAAUACACAAUCAGAAGUAGAUAAAUAAAUUCAAUUACAUAAUUCAUUCCCCAUUAUUUCAGGCCUAGGCUUAUUUUACUGUUGUUUUCUAAUAAUUCAUUUUUUUUUUUUUGGUACUUUUUUCUGGAAAAAUGUGUUAAUUUUUCAAAAAUGGUUAUUUUUACUUGAUUUUGUUUGAUUAUUACUUAGGUGUAAUUAUAUAGGGGAGUGGUUGGCGUCUUGAAACCAAUAAUUUUCGUAUUCGUUUGACUCAAUGCAGUCAUUGUCAACUCCCUAUCUGUAGGUUAGUAUCAAGUCUUUAUGUAUAUUGUAUUUUGUUUUGACAAUAACUGUCUUUGAUUACAUAAUUAUUUUUUCACAAAGUCUAAAUUAGUGUAUCCUGAAUCUUUAUCCAUGUAUUUGUAAAAUAUUUGAUAACAUUUUGCGGUCAGUGGAAACAAAACUCCUUUUAAUCUAAAUUUAUUGUACAUAUUGUAUGGUGAUAGAUAUAAGGCAAUUUUUCCAUGUACCAUUCUAAAUUUGGGAGAACAUUAUUUGUCUAUUUUCGAAAGCCAUUCUUGAAUCUUUAUAUUUUUGACAGUUUUACAAAACAACUAAAAACAUGAUGGAAAUUCUCUUGGAAAUUUUGGAAGGAAACAAUAAAGUUUCUAAAUUUCCUCUGUUACAAGGCAAGUUCUCCCAAUUUUUCUUUUUGAUUAUCAAAUAAUUUGCAAUCUGUAACAGUUUAUGGUUCCUUUUUAAUACCCUAAUAUUUGUGUGUGUUUUCUAAGCCUAAACAAAUAAUAAAAAAGUCUUUCCUCGAAUUCAAAUGCUGCAGCUCUGAACAUUAUAAUUAUUAAUAAGAGAGUCUUGUUUAAACAAACUUGUAAAUACUAGUUAAAAACAAGACUUUAUUGCUGUUAAAAAGGAGUAUAAUAAACUGUUAUUGCUUCUAACCGCCCCCCCAUGAAUUAACUUUUUCUUUAAAUUUUAGUUACUUAUAUGGAUUAGGUAAAUUCUUGUUCAUCACAAGCAGUCGAAAAAAAAAAUUCUAAGCGAGAAUGCACUAAUAUCUAUACAAAAAACAAAGAAAACGAGACAUUUGUUUGUGAAUUAUUAUGAUAAUUCUUGAAAGUACUGUAGUCUUAUGUUUGUAUUUUUAUAGACUUAUGUAGUAAUAUAUUUUGUUUCCUUCUGACGUGAAGUUAAACAGUAAUGUCUUUAUUUUCUAUUUAUGUAAUAAUCUAUAACGUAAAGGUUUUAAAUCAAUGUGAAAAUAAAUUUUCAUUAGAGAUAAAUAAUAUGAAUGUUUUUCUUUAUUAUUACCCAUUAAUAAAGUAAUAUUGGC